Molecule: messenger RNA, 390 nt
Organism: Helobdella robusta
Lineage: Eukaryota; Metazoa; Annelida; Clitellata; Rhynchobdellida; Glossiphoniidae
Exons: 5
Biological process (GO): neuron development; heterophilic cell-cell adhesion
Cellular component (GO): neuron projection
Molecular function (GO): protein heterodimerization activity; protein homodimerization activity; cell adhesion molecule binding
Source: RefSeq, a predicted model, not a curated record
GUGCAGUCCUGUUCAGGGAAUGGUUUGUGCGUCGCUCCCGAUGUUUGCCAGUGCUACUCCGGCUGGACAGGUCUCAAUUGCGGCAAAUAUUCUUGCUCCAGGGUUUACGAUUGUCUGGGCCGAGGUGCGUGCGUAGGACCUGAUAGAUGCAGUUGCGAGGCUGGCUGGUGGGGCGACGAUUGCUCGAGGACCAACUGCUACCAACGAAAUAAUUGCUCAAACAGGGGCGUCUGUAUUGGACCUGACCAGUGUAUGUGCGCUUCUCAAUAUUCUGGACUUGACUGUUCCCAAUUACCUGUCUGCAAGUCGUUCUGUUCAGGGAAUGGUUUGUGCGUCGCUCCCGAUGUUUGCCAGUGCUACUCCGGCUGGACAGGUCUCAAUUGCGGCAAA